AUCAAUGCUCGGCAGGAGCCCAUUCAUGUCAACCCCGUUGGCUGGUCACGAUUUAUUGUGGUUGUUUCCUCCCUGGUGAACCAGUCACGUUGGAACAAGGGCAGUCUUGAAUGAUGCGAUCUUCUUGAUAGUAAAUUAGAUAAACUGCUGCUGCUUCUCUCUCUCUCUCUCUCUCUCUCUCUCUCGUGCAUGCAAUUCGCUUAAGCUAAAUUGAACAGCAACUUUGCUGUUCCUGGUGUGACUAAAUCCUGGGCUCAACUUCCUGUCCCAUCAUUGAACAGUCAACGUCUAACAGUGCUACACAAUAAUGGAAUCCCAAAGUUAGAGCACAAGUCAAGAAAUCCCGGUGGACACAACAACAUGAGCAAAUGCACGACAAGCUGAAACCCCACCGCUCUUUUUCCACUUUCCACUGAACAAGCUUAUGUUGACAACCUUGCAAGCAUAAUCAGGCACAGAACACACCCUUGCAGGCUGCAGCCACCCACACCCACUACAGAAAAAUGGAGAACUGGCUUUUGGCUUUUCUACUUCUGGCAGUGCCGAUUGAAGCAGCAUACGUCGGCGGUGGAGUCAGUGUCGGUAUGGGCGGCGGUAAUGCUGGUGUUGGAAGUGGGGGAGGAGGCGGAGGCGGAGGCGGAGGCGGAGGUGGAGGCGGAGCAGGCAGUGUAUGGAUUGGUGGAGGAGGGAUCAACUCCCCAGGUCCAUCAAGUUCAAGGCUGAGCGAUGCAUACACAGCUCUACAGGCAUGGAAAUCAGCGGUCACUGAUGAUCCAAACAAGAUUAUGGAGACUUGGGUUGGCUCUGAUGUGUGCUCGUACAAGGGGGUGUUCUGCUCAGAUUCUCAAGACGGAAUGGGUCGUUUUGUUGCAGGCAUAGAUCUCAACAGGGCAAAUGUGCAGGGAACUCUUGUCGAAGAGCUGUCUUUGCUCACUGACAUGACCCUCCUCCACCUCAACAGCAACAGAUUCUCAGGCUCGGUCCCUGACACUCUCAGAGAUCUAUCCUCUCUACAGGAGCUAGACCUCAGUAAUAAUCAGUUCUCGGGCCCUUUUCCUGCAGUUGCUCUUGAAAUACCAAAUCUCAUUUACUUAGACCUCAGAUUUAACAGCUUCUCCGGCCCAAUACCAGAAGACCUUUUCAACAGUAAACUUGAUGCAAUACUUGUCAACAACAACAACUUUGAAGGCGAGCUUCCUCGGAGCCUAGGCAACUCUCAAGCUUCAGUGAUCAACUUGGCCAAUAACAAGUUCAGCGGAAGCAUCCCGGCUAGUUUCGGUCUGAUGGCCUCCAAACUCAAGGAGAUCCUUUUUCUGAACAACCAGUUAUCAGGAUGCGUUCCUGAGGGAAUCGGGUUGUUCGCUGAGAUGAAAGUCUUCGAUGUGAGCUACAACACAUUGAUGGGUCAUUUGCCCGAUACGCUCUCUUGCUUGAGCCAGGUUGAAGUCCUGAACUUGGGGCACAACCGGCUGUCAGGGGAAUUACCCAACCCGAUCUGUUCGCUCAAAAGCCUCAUGAACUUGACAGUGGCCUACAAUUUCCUGUCUGGGUUAAGCCAGGAAUGCACGAAGCUGUUCUUUAGGAGCGUGGGCUUCGAUUUCUCAGUCAACUGUAUUCCUAAUAAGGAUAUGCAGAGGCCUCAACCAGAGUGUUCUUCCAUACCAGGAGGAGGGCUGAGUUGUCUAAGAGUACCUUCGCCCCGACCCCUUGUUUGUGGCGGGGGGGCUGUUCCCUCUGGGACAGCUUCAGAUCUGGCCUUCGAGUCACCAUGAGUUGAGAGUCACCCAAGUAUCAACAGGUUGGUUAUGGCUGUCUACAAUUAAUGAUGUCGUGGUUCAGGGCAUACUGUCAUAAUUUUCUGAUAUGCUAGUUUAAACUUUUCGUGGAAACUGUACUGGAUAAGAUAUGUCUUUAAAUUGACGGGGUUUUUGAGCCUGUAGGCUAUAUACGUGCAGGUUCACCACGUUAUAUGUUCAUUGACUGGGAAAGGCGGAUAUAAUAAUCACAACUUGCAAUUGUUCAAA
This is a messenger RNA of Eucalyptus grandis, 2024 nucleotides long. RefSeq names its product leucine-rich repeat extensin-like protein 4. The transcript has a single exon. Lineage: Eukaryota; Viridiplantae; Streptophyta; Magnoliopsida; Myrtales; Myrtaceae. The record is from RefSeq and is a predicted model, not a curated record. Bases 504 to 1772 code for a protein of 422 amino acids. Gene Ontology annotation, molecular function: protein binding.